ACAAGUGAGAAAGAAAGAAAGAAAGGAGGAGAGAACAGAGAUAGAGACACUCCAAUGUCUUCAAUUCACUCCGUCCCCUGAAAGUCGCCGACUACCGACGAUUGAUUUCGCCGAUUCCAUGGGCGAGCAAUCCCCAGCCCAGCCGCAUCCGCAGCCGCAAUCCCAGGCUCAUAAUGACUCUGCCACCACGCAGACACAGACCCAAACCCAACCCGACAACCUCAACGCCACCAUCACGGCGGCGACCACCACCGAACUGACCAAUGUUACUCCUCCAAAGACCUCCGCUCCUUCUAAAAUCCCUCUACGACCUAGAAAAAUUCGGAAACUUUCCCCUGAAGACGUCGACCCAAAUUCCUCUCCUCAAAUCACCACCACGACAACGGUUGCGAUUGUCCCGAUUGAACAACCUAAAAGCACUUCAAAGGCUACCAAAACCAAACUCACCCAGCAGCGGGCGUUGGUGCCGCGCAUCAUCGCCCGCUCCUUGUCCUGUGAAGGCGAGGUCGAGACAGCCAUCCUUCAUCUCCGAAAUGCUGAUCCCCUCCUCGCUAACCUCAUCGACGUCCAUCUUGCCCCUACCUUCGACACUUUUCGCACUCCUUUCCUCGCUCUUACUCGCAGCAUUCUUUACCAGCAGCUCGCAUUCAAAGCGGGUACCUCCAUCUAUACUCGCUUCAUCGCCCUCUGCGGUGGCGAAUCAGGUGUCCUUCCCGAGACCGUCCUUUCCCUCACCCCACAACAGCUCCGCCAAAUUGGGGUAUCCGGCCGCAAAGCCAGUUACCUUCACGAUCUAGCGAGAAAGUACCAGAAUGGGAUUUUAUCAGACUCCGCCAUUGUAAAUAUGGAUGAUAAGUCGCUUUUCACCAUGCUUACUAUGGUCAAUGGAAUCGGUUCUUGGUCUGUACACAUGUUUAUGAUUUUCUCGCUUCACAGACCGGAUGUGUUGCCAAUUAAUGAUCUUGGGGUUCGGAAAGGAGUCCAAUCCCUGAACAAUUUGGAGGAGUUGCCGAGGCCCUCACAGAUGGAGCAAUUGUGCGAGAAGUGGAGGCCAUACAGGUCCGUCGCUUCUUGGUAUCUAUGGAGAUUUGUGGAGGCCAAGGGGGCUCCAUCAAGUGCUGCAGCAGUUGCAGCCGGUGCUAGCUUGCCACCACCGCAACAGGAGGAACAGCAGCAGCACCAACAGCAGCCACAGCUUCUUGCCCCAAUUAAUAGCAUUCUCGAUCUUGGGACUUGUGGAUGGGGACACUAAUAGGUAUCAGAAUCAGAACCUUGAUCAUUUGCAUGAAUCAAUGGAUGAGCCUAGAAGGAAGGAACUUCAAAGCAAUCUCUCCAGAAGGAAUCCUACUGUUUUCGAUCAAGACCUUGUAGGGUGUCUAGCCACUCACUUUGAGAUUGAAUAAAACACUCUGUGCUCAUGUUCCUGUGUUUAGGACACCAGCUUUAGUUAUCAAUCAUUCCAUAUUAGGACACUACAGAAUGCAAUGCCCUUCUAGAAUGUGGCUCCGCCUUUCAAUUUUCAAAUUUAUCAGCUGCAUGUUUUUGUAAAUCUUUCAACAACUUUUUCACAUGCUUGAACUUAGAACUUUCCUUUGUUAAUGAAGUUGUGAACAUUUAUGUGGCAGUAUGUAUAAUUAAUACAGUAACAGGUUAUAA
Rubroshorea leprosula is the source of this 1656-nucleotide messenger RNA. NCBI's taxonomy places the organism in Eukaryota, Viridiplantae, Streptophyta, Magnoliopsida, Malvales, Dipterocarpaceae. The record is from the annotation of a GenBank genome assembly.